Molecule: messenger RNA, 2865 nt
Organism: Magnolia sinica
Lineage: Eukaryota; Viridiplantae; Streptophyta; Magnoliopsida; Magnoliales; Magnoliaceae
Product: 30-kDa cleavage and polyadenylation specificity factor 30
Exons: 7
Coding region: 162-2390 (742 amino acids)
Biological process (GO): regulation of mRNA splicing, via spliceosome; mRNA splicing, via spliceosome
Cellular component (GO): nucleoplasm
Molecular function (GO): N6-methyladenosine-containing RNA reader activity; metal ion binding; mRNA binding
Source: RefSeq, a predicted model, not a curated record
UCUCACCAAAUUACCAAAAUACCCUUUUCACGGACCAAAUUACCGAAACACCCUCUCUAUUUCUCUCUCUCUCUGAGCAAAACCCUCCCCCAAAGAAAAACCCUAACCCUAAUAUCUCUUGACAAUUUCCCCCUCCCCAUUGAAACCACACUCUAAAAGAAAUGGAAGAAGACGCGGAAGGCGUCCUCAGCUUCGACUUCGAAGGGGGCCUGGAGGUGGGCCACACCGCCACCGCCAUCACGAACCCCACCCCCUCUUCGGCCCUAAUCCCCACCGAUCCCUCCGGCCCCAACGCCAACAACCUCGCAUUGGUCCCCGCCGCGGCGGGCCCCGGCCCUGACGCGAUCGUCGGCAUGAACAAUCACGUCCAUCCGUCGAUGAUGGGGGGCCGGAGGAGCUUCCGGCAGACGGUGUGCAGGCACUGGCUGAGGAGCUUGUGCAUGAAGGGGGACGCCUGCGGGUUCUUGCACCAGUACGACAAGGCGAGGAUGCCGGUCUGCAGGUUCUUCCGCAUGCACGGAGAGUGCCGGGAGCAGGACUGCGUCUACAAGCACACCAACGAAGACAUCAAGGAGUGCAACAUGUACAAGUUGGGUUUCUGUCCGAAUGGUCCUGACUGCCGUUAUAGGCAUGCGAAGCUGCCUGGACCUCCACCCUCUGUGGAAGAAGUUUUUCAGAAGAUGCAGCACCUAAAUUCAUUUGGUUAUGGGUCUUCGAACAGGUUUUUUCAACACAGGAAUACUGGUUAUACCCCACAAGCAGAACGACCUCAAUUUCCACAAGGUUCUGCUGUAGUUAAUCAUGGCACAUCAGUAAAAGCGUCUACAACUGCAGAGUCCCCCAAUCUGGAGCAGCAGCAGCAGCCGCAAAUGCAGCAGACUCAACAGCAACAGGCUAGCCAGACUCAGAUACAGAACCUUCCCAAUAGUUUGCCGAAUCAAGUCAACAGAAGUAAUGUAACACCACUCCCUCAAGGGCAAUCUAGGUAUUUUAUCGUUAAAAGUUGCAACCGAGAAAACUUGGAACUUUCAGUACAGCAAGGAGUAUGGGCAACGCAAAGGAGCAAUGAGGCGAAACUUAAUGAAGCUUUUGAUUCCUCAGAGAAUGUGAUUUUGAUAUUUUCUAUAAACCGAACUCGACAUUUCCAGGGAUGCGCAAAGAUGACAUCCAAAAUUGGUGGAUUUGUCGGUGGAGGAAACUGGAAAUAUGCACAUGGAACUGCACAUUAUGGCCGGAAUUUCUCGGUCAAAUGGUUAAAGCUGUGUGAAUUAUCCUUCCACAAAACUCGCCAUUUGAGGAAUCCAUACAACGAGAACUUACCAGUGAAGAUAAGCCGAGACUGCCAAGAGUUGGAGCCUUCUAUUGGUGAGCAGUUGGCUUCGUUGCUCUAUCUUGAACCAGAUAGUGAACUCAUGGCCAUCUGGGAAGCAGCAGAAUCAAAACGGGAAGAGGAGAAGGCAAAAGGAGUUAAUCCAGAUGAUGGGGCCGAGAAUCCUGAUAUUGUCCCCUUUGAGGACAACGAAGAAGAGGAGGAAGAGGAAAGCGAGGAAGAGGAAGAGAGCAUCAGCCAGCCUCUUGGCCCUGCCCAAGGCAGGGGUAGGGGAAGGGCAAUGUGGCCCCCGCACAUGAUGAUGGCACGCGGAGCCAGGCCCAUGCCCGGAGUCAGGGGCUUCCCACCUGUCAUGAUGGGCCCCGAUGGAUUCAGUUACGGAGGUGUCACUCCCGAUGGAUUCGCCAUGCCGGAUCCUUUUGGUGUGGCUCCCCGUGCUUUUGGCCCUUACGGCCACAUGGCUCCAAGGUUUCCUGGUGACUUCUCCGGCUUGAAUCAGGGUUCUGCCAUGGGCUUCAAUCCCAUGGAUGGAACAGGCCCCACGGCAGGGAUGGUAUUUCAUGGACGGCCUUCCCAGCCCGGAGCUGUUUUUCCAGCUGGUGGGCUUGGGAUGAUGAUGGGUCCAGGUCGGGGCCCAUUCAUGGGUGGGAUGGGGAUGCCAGGUGCAGCUCAAGCACGGCCCAUUCGGCCACCGAUCGGCAUGCCUCCGUUCCGUCCACCUCCACCCCCACCCCCACAACCUACCAACCGGAUGGUGAAGAGAGAUCAGAGGAUCUCCGGGAAUGACAGGAACGAGAGAUACACACCGGAGCAGGGCAAGGGUCAGGAGGCUCCUGGCCCUAGCAGCGGACCAGAUGAUGGAGUGAAGUAUCCACCUCAGGCCCCAAAGGCCCACCAUGAGGACUUGUUUGGUGCAGGCAACAGCUACAGAAAUGACGAGAGUGAGAGUGAGGACGAGGCGCCGAGACGGUCAAGACACGGAGAAGGCAAGAAGAAGCGGCGUGAAUCGGAGGGAGAAGCCAUGUCCGAUCAGUGGGAUGCACCAUCAAACGAGAAUUAGAAUCCGGCAACGCUACUGAUGCUAGCACACCAUUUUCUACCCUUUGGCUUUCGUUUUCAUCCUUGGAUCCAUAGACCCUGAAUCGGGUAGUUUAUAUCAUGGUUAAAAGGCUUGGUGACUCUUGUUGAUUCAUUCAGCCCUGAAUCGAAGUCGGGACUCGCCUGAGUUGGGGGUCGCUUGUGCUAUCGAACCGGAUUGGUUGCACUACCGAAUCCGAGUUGUCUCAGCCUGAGUCGUAUCCCCAAGUCUUAAAACCAUGUUUUAUAUCCUCCAUUUCUGAAUUAUUAUUUUUUCGUUUUUUUGGUUCUGUAAUUGGGAAAUUUUAGAAGUUGAAAACAGUAAUGUUGUGGUGAUAUCUUAUUUGGGUAUUUGAUGUAUUGUUAGGAAUCUAUGUUUCUCAGCUGUUAAAUUAGCAGAGGUGUAUAUUACAUGGGAAUUGGAAAAAAGAGAAUCAUGAAUAUGGUAUUUUGGGAAA